AUGUCCCACAACCCCCAAAACAUGCAAGUCAUCGCCGUGGUCGGUGCCGGCCCAGGCAUCGGCGAAGCGGUAGCCCGACGAUUCGUCUCAGAAGGCUUCAUUGUGGCCCUGCUAGCCCGCACCGAAGACAAGCUACAGACUAUGGCAUCCGGCAUCGAAACCGAUUUCGGGGCCGGCACUGCAAGAUACUAUCUUACCGACCUCCGAGUCGAGUCUCAAGUCAUAUCUAGUUUCGCCUCUAUCAAAAAAGAACUCGGCCCAGUUAAUGUGCUGGUCUACAACGCCGGCGCUCGCCGCGUCAACGGCCGCUCGAUUCUCGACACCACAACAGAGGAAUUCGAGAACUUCACCAAAAUCAACCUAUUCGGCGCCUUCUGCUCCGCAAAAUGCGUGCUACCAGACAUGUUAUCUGCUCAAAAAGGCACCAUAAUCUUCACCGGCGCGACGGGCUCCUUACGGGGAAUGCCUGGCCUGUCGUCCUUCUCCCCAGGCAAAUUCGGGCUGCGGUCUCUAGCGCAGAUUAUCACGCGCGAGUAUCAGAGUCAGGGGAUUCACGGUGCGCAUCUGAUUGUUGAUGGGCCGGUGGAUGGGAAGUUGAUUGGGGGCGUGACGAGGAGGAAGUGGGAGCGGGAGGGCGAGAAGGAGAAGUUGGCGGAGGCGGAUAGGUUUAUUAUGCAGCCGACGGAUUUGGCGGGCAUUUAUUGGUAUCUGUAUACGCAACCGAGGAGUGCGUGGACGCAGGAGUUGGAUGUUAGGGCGCAAAAGGAGACGAUGUUUUCGAAGCUGUGA
Messenger RNA from Coniosporium apollinis CBS 100218, 789 nucleotides. RefSeq lists its product as uncharacterized. The coding region runs from base 1 to 789 and encodes 262 amino acids. NCBI's taxonomy places the organism in Eukaryota, Fungi, Ascomycota, Dothideomycetes. The record is from RefSeq and is a predicted model, not a curated record. The transcript has a single exon.